UCGGGUCCGCUGUCUAGUUGCUCUUUCCAGGCAUGGCUCCGCGCUGUUGGCGCUGGUGGCCCUGGUCGGCAUGGCCUCGGACCCGGCCGCCUCCUUCCGAGAGCACCCAGAGCUUCCGCCAGCAGUUCUCCACACAGGAGCAGACCCCCCAGAUCUGUGUGGUGGGCAGUGGCCCAGCUGGCUUUUACACCGCCCAACACCUGCUAAAGCACCACUCUCAGGCCCACGUGGACAUCUACGAGAAGCAGCUGGUGCCCUUCGGCCUGGUGCGCUUUGGCGUGGCGCCCGACCACCCCGAGGUGAAGAAUGUCAUCAACACUUUUACCCGGACGGCCCACUCUGACCGCUGUGCCUUCCACGGCAACGUGGUGGUGGGCAGGGAUGUGACCGUGCAGGAGCUGCGGGACGCCUACCACGCCGUGGUGCUGAGCUACGGGGCGGAGGACCAUCAGGGCCUGGAGAUCCCCGGAGAGGAGCUGCCGGGCGUGCUCUCAGCCCGGGCCUUUGUGGGCUGGUACAAUGGGCUUCCUGAGAACCGGGAGCUGGCGCUGGAUCUGAGCUGUGACACGGCCGUGGUUCUGGGGCAGGGGAAUGUGGCUCUGGAUGUGGCCCGGAUCCUGCUGACGCCACCUGAGCACCUGGAGAAAACGGAUAUCACGGAGGCUGCCCUGGCGGCACUGAGACAGAGUCAGGUGAAGACGGUGUGGAUAGUGGGCCGACGUGGACCCCUGCAAGUGGCCUUCACCAUUAAGGAGCUUCGGGAGAUGAUUCAGUUACCAGGAACUCGGCCCAUUUUGGAUCCUGCGGAUUUCUUGGGCCUUCAGGACAGAAUCAAGGAGGCCCCUCGCCCGAGGAAGCGGCUGAUGGAACUACUGCUUCGAGCAGCCACGGAGGAGCCAGGGCUGGCGGAGGCUGCCCGCUGGGCAUCGGCCUCCCGCGCCUGGGGCCUCCGCUUUUUCCGAAGCCCUCAGCAGGUGCUGCCCUCGCCAGGUGGGCGGCGAGCGGCAGGCAUUCGCCUGGCAGUCACCAGACUGGAGGGUGUUGGUGAGGCCACCCGGGCAGUGCCCACUGGAGACGUGGAGGACCUCCCCUGUGGGCUGGUGCUGAGCAGCAUUGGGUAUAAGAGCCGCCCCAUCGACCACAGUGUGCCCUUUGACCCCAAACUCGGGGUCAUCCCCAAUAUGGAGGGCCGGGUUGUGGAUGUACCAGGCCUCUACUGCAGCGGCUGGGUGAAGCGGGGGCCCACAGGUGUCAUCACCACUACCAUGACUGACAGCUUCGUCACCGGCCAGAUUCUGCUGCAGGACCUGAAAGCGGGGCUGCUGCCGUCUGGCCCCAGGCCUGGCUAUGCGGCCAUCAAGGCCCUGCUCGGCAGCCGAGGGGUCUGGCCUGUUUCUUUCUCGGACUGGGAGAAGCUGGAUGCUGAGGAGGUGUCCCGGGGCCAGGGUGCGGGGAAGCCCAGGGAGAAGCUGCUGGAUCCUCAGGAGAUGCUGCGGCUGCUGGGACGCUGAGACCAGAUCCCAGGCAGGCACAGAGGGGAGGAGUGCUGUGCGGGGGAGAGGGAUCGGGGUCAGUCUGAGCAGGACUCUGCACCACAGCUGCAUCGCCUGGCCGUCCUGGCAUGGGGCCUUGGCUGCUCCUUUUCCAGGGGCCUCUGAGCAUUUCCUCAUGCCAGAAAGUCGCUCUUGUCACUGUGGGUAACUCUCAGCAAGGAGAUAACCUUAGUUAGGGAUGGGUGCAGGUGUAGGCUGACCUCCCUCCCUCCUGCCUAUCUCCUGCUGGACUUUGGAGGGUCACCAGGUCAGAAAUAUGCUGGAAAUAAAACACCUGCAACCGAGG
Molecule: messenger RNA, 1839 nt
Organism: Lipotes vexillifer (Yangtze River dolphin)
Lineage: Eukaryota; Metazoa; Chordata; Mammalia; Artiodactyla; Lipotidae
Gene: FDXR
Product: ferredoxin reductase
Exons: 12
Coding region: 33-1511 (492 amino acids)
Molecular function (GO): oxidoreductase activity
Source: RefSeq, a predicted model, not a curated record